GUGGGGGACCUCUACCUCAGUUCUUUUUCGUCGGUCGUGUAGGUUAGAUCAUUAGGUGCGCGCACUCGCGAACGGUUUUUAAAAUUUGAACAAUUUGUUUUAUGCAGAUGUUCAAACGAGUGUUAGGCAUUGUACGAAUUAAUCAAGCCGUUCGAUCGACGAUCGCUUACGUUAUCGUUAGUGAGCCAACAAGAUGCCUUGAGUGCAAAUAAACAUCGUAUUCGAUAACUUGUUGCAAAAAGUUAAACAAGAAAUAACUUCGUAAAGAGUUUAAUUAUCUAGAGAGCGAUUAACAAAAAUAAAAGUGGAGAAAGAAGGAGAGAAAAACGGUUCCUUUCCCUUUCAUUCGCCGCUAAAUAAAAGUGAAAUCUUUUGAACUUGAAAGGGGAACAGAGAGGUGAACGGUGAAUACUGAAUAAACUCACCAUAUGCGUGAUUUAUAGCGAUAUAUUUCGGUUGUAUGAUUUUAUUUCAUAAUACUUUUUUAGUGCGUUGCUGAUCAAAUUAAAUAUGAAGUUUAAAUCUAAAUAUAAUUGUGAAUACAUUUUUAAAAUACUGCACAAUUUUGGUUAGUUUUUUUGUCUUUAAUUUAUUAAGUUGAUGUUUGAGUGCAUUUUAAAUCUUGUGUUAAUUUAUUAGCCAUUCGAGAUUAUAAAACGAAACAAACAGUGAACCAUAGUUACCUGUAAUUGGCCAUCAGUUUCUUUGGUUAAAGACUGGGCAUUUUCAAUUUAUACCAUUAUGUUUUCAAUUUAUACCAUUAUGUUUGUUCCGGAAGACGAAGCGGUGGAGAAUUAAUAUUGUUAGAUGUCUUAUUGGCUAAUAUUGCAUAAUUAAAUAAAAAAGAAAAACGUCGUUGACGAAAUUUACUGGAAAACUGUUUGUAUACGGAGUGUAGCCCAAUAGUGAUUUUGCUCUAAUCUCAAGCCUGGAUAUUAAUCUGGCGGGAAGUAUAUAGGUAAUCUACUUGUAGAGGUUUUACGUCUUUUAAAAAUUAAAUGAAAACAGUGUCAAGUAAUAUUGAGAGGAUUUAACAUAUUAUAGAAGUUUCGAUCAACUUGUGGAGAGCUUCAAUAUUCAAUUGAUUCCAUUGAUGCCAAUGAAUAACUUAUCUUGACAACUAAUAAGAUGCCAACAUGCGAUAAUAAAUCUAAGCUGACAUCUCUUGGAAGUCUCUCAGCAGCCGAACUUGACCAUCAUGACUCCGAAGCGGCCAAAGUCAAACGUACCAAAGAGCAAGCAUAUUUCAAUUCCUAUGACUUCGAUGCAAUAGAAGUUCUGCCAUACGACGAAGAUGAAGAAGUAUGCCCGAAACAAAAUCAUCAACACCAUGCAAGCCACUCAACUCAUCACUAUUCUAAAUACGCUGUUCCCGGAUCCAAAGCCUACCAUAAUUUACAACAGUCACAUUCAAAUUUAUCAUCUGCAUUAACACCUGGCAUCACACAACCAGACGUUAGCCAUAAUUUGAAAAAUCAACCUCAUCAUAACCAACAGUCACAGCAUCAGUUAAAGUCAAAGAAGAAAAAAGAUUCCACAUCCAGUCAUUGUUCCAGUACCAGUAGCAGUUCCUUUUCUCAUCCCAAUAAUCCAACGAACGCAAAGAGAACCUAUUUGAAAAGAAUCGGUGCGUUUUUGACGUCACAUUCGAUAGGAAAACAAUCUUCAAUUGAGACUUUGGCUGAUAUUGAGAAGCAGACCAAGUGUUCCUCAUCGUCAAAUCAAGUAUCGUUAAAUAACAGAUCUGCUGUGGCGAAACUUUUUGAAAGCAGCACUACCAACACCGACGAUGUUCCCGCCAGCGGAAGUAUUAAGCGAGAUCAUGUCAUAGAUGAAACUGCCAAUGGUAAUUUUCUCCUCCCGAGGGCCAUGCUGAAGUAUCAGAGUGUUGGCUAUAGCAAUUCAAUGCCACUGGCGGUCAUCUCUAAUCUAGGAGGCUCGUCGACCAGCCUAAGCGGCAGCCAACGAAACCAAGUCACUUACAGUAGCAUAAUAUACAAGUCCAAGCCAAUUCCCAUGGAAUCUUCAAUCAGUGCCACCGAUACAGCUAUAAACAACAAUAAACAAAAGCCACAAGUUAAUAUUAAAUCCAGCAAAAUUGCAGCCGAGAAUUCCGGUUUAGUUUCAUCAUCUUCUUUAGCGUCGGCAUCCUCCUCAACGUUCGCCAAGUCUAUGUUGACUUCAAGCUCAUUGUCUGCUGCAUCAGCGAUUAUUAUAGACGAAACGAGUGCAAAUGUUGGUCUUAGUGUAGUCGGACAAGCUUCUGCUGGUAGUGCCCCAGUAGUCUCCUCGAAAUCAAUCACGAAUUCAAAUGUUGUUAGUUCAAUUACCAGUGAUCUUCAGCAGAGCUACAAUGAGAAAUUAGUUUCAUCUGCAUCGUGUUCGUCCUCCUCAGCAAAUGCUGCUAUAAUUGGUAAUGGUAUACUCAGUGAUAGUCGUAGAAGCAUCACGACAAAAACAAAUGUUGGCAGCGAAGGUGCCGCCAUUUCUUCUACUCAUAAUAGUAGUGGAAGAGGCGCUCGUGAGCGAACAAGUUCUCAAUCGCAUUACUCGACCGAUAAAAGUGGAUCGUCGGGAUAUUAUAGUUCGAACGUUUGUUCCACGUAUUCGGUGGAGGAUCACAUUUAUUGUGAACCUACCAUUGACAUACUGGAAGUCAACAAACCUGCCCCCUCACAGUCUUCAAAAUUCGGUCAUCCGAGUAACCAUCGGCAAAUAAUGAUCGUUAAUAACAGUGAUGACGACGAAGAAGAUCAUAAUGAUCAUCGGACUCAUGUCAAACAAAAUCACCAACGUCAGAAAGAAAACAUGAAGCAGAAUCUACAAAUCCUUGAGACUAGUAUUGAAAAUUUGGACAGGCAUCUCAAGAGCUAUCCUAAGCUUAGCAACCACGAUCGAUUAAACAUGUUUAUUCGGCCGAAUCCCCAAGCAAUACCAACGCACUCGGACCAAGCAUACAAUGUGAGCAGUAUUGUUCCCGAAGCAGCAAAACAUCGCUAUGGACAUCUGCCAACAAUUAUGGAAGGUGGUUCGAAUGAAGUACCGGUUCGUUUACAAAAGUCUUGGCAGGAUGAAAUCGCUGAAGAUUCCCUGCUCGAUAUUGAUCUCGAUUCAUUUCUUUUAACCACCAAAGGGAAAAACAAAAGCUCGGCUAUCGACGGAAUUGACAAUCCGACUUUUGACAAAUCUGUGAUCCUUCACGACGAAGACAUGGAAAACCACUAUAAAUGUGCAAAGUACAUAAAUUCUUGUCCUGAAGAUGCGUAUAGAUUAGAAAGUGAAGUAGGCAACUCGCUGGACCAUUUUUUAAAAAAGUAUGACGAUCAAAUACAUUUUCAAAACACCCGUGAACUACUCGAAGACGUUCGUGAUAAAAUUCGACUACUGUCAGAAUCGGCUGAAGGAACAGCCACUGCAAAAGCUUCAGGUAACAAUGACAAAAAAAACAUUCCUCAUGAACUAGAUACUAUGAUAAAGGCUCUCAAAGGUGAAUUGGAAUCCUACCUCGAACGAAUGAACCAACACAGCGAAAUGGAAAUACGUCAGCUUUGCACGGGAUUGGUAAAGAACCAGAAUAUUGUUCGAAUGAAAAAAGCCUUCGAAAGGCGAAAAUCCAAUGCUAGUGAUUCGGAAUACGAUAUCGCUUACGAGGCUAUUCGUGACGGUACGGUCAUAACUGUGCAGCAUACGCAACAGCAUAUCGAAACGACGUCUAUCCGUUGCUCUAGUGAUCCCAAUUUUAAAAUGAAACGAAAAUCGUUGUGUGAUGUUUUCCCAAAAAUGGACGCGGAAUGUUAUGUUGGCACCUCCAAUAUGACUACAAUGGCGGGUGGUAGUGUCAUUGGUGUACCUAGUGUUUCGGGUCAAUUCAAUUCAAAAUUGAAUGAUACUUCGGUUGUGGGAAGAACGCAAUUGCAAAGAAAUCUAUCUUUUCAUAAGCCAAUCUUGAACAAACUAGACGGAGACGUCAACGAAGAAGGAGACAAAGACUCUAUAAAUGACUGGCAUCAAAAGAAACCGAGCAACUGGGAAAUGUACUAUGGGACAAAUAGAUUAAACCAAACUCUCCUUGGCAAGCGAGGAGUCGUAGCGAACGGAAAUCAAGCGAUUAUGUCAUAUCCAUCAUCACGACCUGAAUCGGAUUUUACUCUAGAUCUUCCAAGAGCAGAACAGUUGCGCAUAAAAAUGGAAAAGGAGAAGAAAUUUCGACGCAGGUGUCGUUACUUAACGACAUUUUUAAGUUUGGUUUUCUUUCUAUUAACAGUAAUGGUUGUUAGUCUGGUACUAACUAGAGGAAAGCGAAUGUUUGGAAGUAUGAUCUAAACAAAACAAAAAAAAAAUCUUUUGAAUAAUUCGCAAUUAGAUUAAUAAGCCUUCAAUGUAUAAUUUUCAAUGCGAUUUGAUAUCCAAUUUUGGGUUAUCCUCUUUAACGAUAUCUAUAUGUUAAAUUGUUUUAAUUAAAUAUUAGUAUAAUAUGUAUAUGUACAACGAAUCAGUGCCGUAACAACAAUAUGUAAAUGUAAUUUAAAGCAGUUUAAAACUGAAUAAAAGCAAAGAAUUGUUCUUUAUAGAAUUUAAUCGUGGGAUUAUGAGGUUUGGAAAUUCUUGACACUUUAAACAUUAUAAAAUUAACACUCAUCUAGUUAAAAAAAUUCAUUGUAUUUUGUUUUUUUGUUAAGUCUUUUCUUGUCGCAUACUUUAUGUGAAUAUAUGUAAAAGGAAAACAGUAUUGUUAAUAAAUUAUUUUGUGAUCUUAGUUUUUAAGGUAAUGUGUUGUUAGUAAUACCUAAUUAUAAUAAUUGUAAAACCAGUUAAAAAAUUGUAUAAAUAAAUUGACAGUAACAAAUUUGAGCAUA
Messenger RNA from Eupeodes corollae, 4856 nucleotides. RefSeq lists its product as uncharacterized. Bases 1129 to 4323 code for a protein of 1064 amino acids. The transcript has 5 exons. The record is from RefSeq and is a predicted model, not a curated record. NCBI's taxonomy places the organism in Eukaryota, Metazoa, Arthropoda, Insecta, Diptera, Syrphidae.